AUGUCUGCUUUGAGUUCGUACUCCCAUGCCAUUGACCUUUCCAGCACCAACGAAGAGAGGCAGCCUGCCCUCGUCAACCGCGCUCUUGUCAAUCUCCGACUCGGCCGCUACAGCGCUGUUCUGACGGAUUGCAGUCAAGCAAACGAUCCAUCGACCCCAAACUCGAAGCUUCUCUAUCGCACCGCCAUGGCACAUUACGGCCUUGGAGACUUCUCCAAGUGCCGCGAUACAUUGCUUCAGCUCAUCGACGCUUUCCCCAAAGAGCCAGCUGGCGAGUCCGCGCUGGCACGGGUCGACGCCAGACUCCAUGAGCAAGCCACUGGCCAAUAUGCAUUUACUAGCAUGUAUCAGCAGGCAAAGAGCUCCGGCCCGGUCGACUGUGCUAGCUUCUAUGGGCCCGUCGAAGUACGCGAGUCACCCGGCCGCGGACGUGGGCUGUUUCUCACCAACGAUGUUUCUAUCGGAGACCUGAUCCUGUGUGAAAAGGCAUUUGCCUUUGGCCGUUCCAGUUAUCAAAUGAACGAAACUCUAUCCUUCUUCGGAAGGCGUAUUCGUUCUGUUGUUGAUACGAAAGAGAAGGUCCUUCUUGUGAGUCAGAUUCAUCAAAAGCUUCUUCACAACCCCGAGACUUCCCGACCAAUCCUCGAGCUGUUCGCCGAUUCGGGAGAUUUUGAGCGAAACAUGGCCGCGCCUGGGCCUGGCUGUGAGCCAGUGUUGGAUUCCUUCCUUGUGAACUCCAUCGUCGACUUCAACGCUGCUUUGUACCUUGCAAUGGUUCCAGGGCGCCUGAGCGAGGCCGACCACAGCGUGCCCCUGGGACCCUUUCGCCAUGGAUCUCACGAGGAGAUUCCGGCAGGCAACAGCGUCUGGCUCAAGGCCUCUUCCAUGAACCACGCCUGCUACCCCAACUGCUCUCGCGUUUUCAUCGGCGACAUGGUCAUUGUGCGUGCGGCGAGGGACCUCGCCGCCGGCACCGAGCUUUCCGUUGCGUAUUCCCCGCCCGUAAUGCUCGAGACUGCCAGCCAGGUCAAGGACAUGACGAUGGCGGCCUGGGGAUUCACCUGCACUUGCGACCUGUGCGAGGCCCGCCAGCGCGCCGCCGACCAGGCUGCCGACGGGCAGCGCACCAUCAUCAAGGACUCCACCGAAGCGAUCUCCCACAGCACGCCCCCUGCAAACUCCGAGCAUCGCAUGCGUCUCUACAGCGACAUUGUCGCCAAGUAUCCGAGCUACGCCGGCCCAAACCUAGCCCCCUGCAUCGAAGCGUGGCCGUUGGUGUGGUUCCACGAGCUCUCACUCAGGACACUCAACAAGGGCCACGAGGCCGUCAUCGACGGCAUCGCGGGGGGUCUGCGGGUUGCCGGGUUCGUGGUCUCGUAUUCGCGUGACAAGUUUGAGAUUGAAAAAUGGGGAAUGCUGCAGUCCCGGCUCCCCGAGAUCUUGGCGAGGCUGUACCAGGCGUACCGGAGAGUCAACCUGCAUGUGUGCCCCGCCAUCAAGAAGUACGCUCGCACCGCGUUUCUCGUGAUGACGGGAGAGGAUGAGACGUUUGGCCAAAUGUUUCCCACGCUUGCGAAAGAGUAG
Messenger RNA from Akanthomyces muscarius, 1584 nucleotides. RefSeq lists its product as uncharacterized. Gene Ontology annotation, molecular function: protein binding. The coding region runs from base 1 to 1584 and encodes 527 amino acids. NCBI's taxonomy places the organism in Eukaryota, Fungi, Ascomycota, Sordariomycetes, Hypocreales, Cordycipitaceae. The transcript has 3 exons. The record is from RefSeq and is a predicted model, not a curated record.